UCCGCCGCCGACCGCGCUCGCCUCAGCUCCGUGGAGGUGUGCGCUACCGGCCUUGGGAGGUCGCGAUGCCGAACGGCCCGACGGAGGCGCAGCCGGCGCGACCCGCCGGUCAGCAGCAGGGACAGGUCAAUGGACACGCGCUCGGGCUGCAGACGGAGACACAGCCGUACGUGGACAAGCAGGAGACGUUCGACCACUCGAAGACAUCGGAGAGGACUGCAAAUGGGCACCGGGACGCUGAGAUGACGGAGAAGAAGAGCCAGUCGACUGAGCAGACCGUUUCAAGAUCACCGGAAGUGACAAAGGUCAGGACGGUGGAGGAGCAAACGCAGCAGUCGAUAUCGAAGUCAUCCGAGACGUCAGCCAAAGGGCUUCCACCAGUGGCAUUGUCAGUGGAGUGCGCAUUUCCACAGCCUAGCGUGGCACUCAUGGAGGUAAGGCAACCUGCUCCUAUGCAGCAAUUGAGGACUGAGCUCAGUGAACAAAAAAUGUUUCAAACCAUGUCUGAAUCUUCGGAGACAUCAGGCCCAAGAUCGGCCCAAGCUCCGGCACUUGCAGUGUUCACUCCCGAAGUCAAUGGGGAAAGCAGCUGUAGGCAAGGGAUGCAAAGCCAGUUAAAAGAACAAGAAUACAUACAUGAGAAGUCGGAUCAUCGCGUCUCCGAUCAACCGCUGCCUAAAUCUCAUGACUUCUCAGCCAUUCUCCCCACUCUGCCUCCGCUCGCCGAGGCGUUUGAAGCUUUUCCGAAAUCCAUGCGACAGGGACAGCCGUAUGCCGACAGACAGGAGACUUUCAGCCAAUCCAAAACAUCGCAAAAAACUGAGCAUGGGACACAGGGAGUCAGAAACGGCAGAAAAGAAAAGUCAGAUCUUUGAGCAGUCUGCUACACCAACUAUGACGUCAUCAAAGACCGUCGAAGAAACUUCCUUCCAAACCACCUCCCACGAGACAUCAAACGAAAGGGCCCCUGAACUAUCAGGUUCCCUGCCAUUUUCUCGGCCUGAGGUACAUCCUCAGGUGACCUUCCAACGUCCAUCGUUUACUCAAGCUAGAACUGAGGCCACAGAACGGUCAUCAUUGGGUUCAAAGUCAAAUACGUUUUCAGUGGGAGCACCAGCGCCCUUGACGAAUCUGCAGCCUCCAUCACAGCCACAAGUGGACAAACAAGAGACGUUCAGCUACUCUAAAACCUCGGAAGCAACCGAUAAAGGACUUCGCGAGUCCGAGGUCACUGAGAAGAAGGGUCAAACGUUUGAGAAGUCUAUUUCAGAAACACCCGGAAUGACCGAAGUAAAGACCGUGGAGGAGCAGUCAAGUCAGCUAAUUUCGAAAUCAUCUGAGACAUCACAGGAUAGCGUGCUAGAAAGGAAGCCCAUGAUCCGUCCAUCUUCCCGCAUUCAAACUCCAGGAGACCAGCUUGACCAACUUACGCCAUUGCUGAAGAUGGAAACAAACAACACCAAUCAGCAAUCAAAGGAAGAAAAGCACAUUCAAACUACUUCGAAACUUGACGCUUUUACGAAAAGCCUGCUUGAAGGCCCGCCGACUUUGGUAGCUCCUCAAGCACCAUUUUCGCAUGCCGAUGUACCCCAAACUUUCUCAAAUUAUCAGCCCCAAGAACAGCCGUAUGUGGACAGGCAAGAGACUUUCAGCAAGUCGAAGACUUCAGAGAAAACUGAGCAAGGACUCAAGGAGUCUGAGACGACAGAGAAGAAAAGUCAGACAUUCCAGCAGUCUGCUACGCCGACCAUGACCUCUUCCAAGACCGUUGAGGAACAAUGCAUCCAAAAAACUUCCAUUGAGACGUCAGGAGAAAAACUUCCCCACGUUGCAACUCCUGUACCGCAGCUUUCUGCUCAGCCUGAGGCCAAGCCACAUAGUAUAUCCAGCCGAGCGACGAUGCCGCAAGUAAACACCGAAACUACCCAGCAGAUGUCGCUGGAAACAACUUCUGAGCGACAUGAAGCAUCUAAAUAUGCAGCGCCGCCGAAUCUGAAUGAAACACUCGUCCCACCGGUCCCUCUGGCGACUAGUGAAGUUCCCCAACAAAGGAGCGAGGUUCCUGAUCGACCUCAUUCUUUGGAGCGGAGUGUUCUGGAAACGGACUCAGAGCUGAAGACUUUCAGAACUUUGCCUCCGCGUGUCGGCCCCAAACCCUUUUCUUCAAAUCUUGCUUAUCCUGUGGGAACACCGGCCCCUUUUAAAAGGGUGCAGCCUUCAUUCCAGCCGUGUGUCGAUAAGGAAAGCCAGCAUAAGAUGGCAGAGAAGGCUUCUAUAGUUAUUGAUAAACACAACAUUACCGAAAGCCAUGCUCGGCCUUUCAAGCCGACUGUCCCCAGACCAUCAAAAAUGACAGAACCAAAAACUGUGAAGGAGCAAACAUACCAGUCAUCAUCAAAGACCUCAGAGACCUCUCAACAAAAAUAUCCAGAAGAGUAUCCAGUCACUCCGGAUAUGACGCCAGCUUAUGACUUCGUGCAGCCCGCCCCUGUGCCGCAAUCGACCACGGAAACUAGACAGCAGCAGAUGUCUCAGUCUAGGACUCAGUCUUUGGAGAGAACAAACCUAGGACCGGCACAGGUUCCAGUGCCUGAAGCCGUCCAUCCAGCUACCAUCGCAGGACGUGAUUAUCAGCAGCACGAGCGAGCCGAGUCGAAAGAGCAAAAGUCUGUGAGUGAGGUGUCAAAGCACCUGCUUGUUGAAAAGAGACAGCCUGAAUUCUUUUCCCGUCCAUCAGUUUCUCCUGCUCGGUUCGCACAUGUUGAGGCACCGCGGACUCUGCCGAAACAUGAACCACCAGCACAACCAUGCGUUGAGAAACAGAAAGAUUCGAGACAGUGCGAAACUACGCAGCAAACUGUGUAUGACCGCAAACUAUUGGAGGUGACGGGUGAGGCAGAUCAAACGUCUGGCCAGCCCGCUGUAUCGACCAUGGCUUCCUCCAAGACUGUCGAGGAAAUGUUGUCCAAGUCUCAUGGGUUUUCAAAGGACAGGCUUCCUCAGCCGCCAUUUUCUGUGCCCUAUCCAUUUUCUCAGCCUGAGACGCAGCCAUACGAGACAAUAGAGUUUUCGCCAUUGCCACAAGCGAAGACCAUCAACACGGAGCAGAUGUCCACGUCUUCAACGUCCGAAUCAAGCGUUCUGAGCCGGCAAGCGUCACCACAAGUUCCGGAGGCAAUGCCUCCCCGUGUUGCUGCCAAACCGCUUUCUUCAGGUCCUGCCCAUCCAGUGGGGAUACCGAAACUUGUGGCAGAUCUGCAUCCCUCCGCCCAGCCAUACGUGGACAAACAGGAAACGUUUAGUCACUCUAAAACCUCGGAGACAACCGAUAAAGGAUGUCGUCAGUCUGAGAUCGCUGAGAAAAAGGUCAGGCUGUCGAACACUUUGUGUCAACAACACCAGGAAAAACUGAAUCCAGGACUGUCGAGGAGCAGACGUUUCAAUCGAUUUCAAAAUCAUCUGAGACGUCUCAAGAAACAGUCCCAGAAAUUAUGCACCUUACGAGCCAGUUUCCUCAAAAAGCAGGACCAACAAAGGAGCCACAGAAACUGACACCACUGCUGCCAUCGGAAACAGCGGGGCAAAAAUAU
Pollicipes pollicipes is the source of this 3590-nucleotide messenger RNA. RefSeq names its product flocculation protein FLO11. The record is from RefSeq and is a predicted model, not a curated record. NCBI's taxonomy places the organism in Eukaryota, Metazoa, Arthropoda, Thecostraca, Pollicipedomorpha, Pollicipedidae. Bases 637 to 3552 code for a protein of 971 amino acids. The transcript has a single exon.